Sinocyclocheilus grahami is the source of this 1697-nucleotide messenger RNA. Its product is annotated as tripartite motif-containing protein 16-like. The record is from RefSeq and is a predicted model, not a curated record. Lineage: Eukaryota; Metazoa; Chordata; Actinopteri; Cypriniformes; Cyprinidae. The transcript is spliced from 6 exons. Bases 36 to 1697 code for a protein of 553 amino acids. Gene Ontology annotation, molecular function: zinc ion binding; protein binding.
UAUUUGUCUCUUGAUCUGUGUGUAAACAAAUUGAAAUGGCAGAAACCAUUUUUUCUCAGGAUCAGUUCAGCUGUGCAGUGUGUCUGGAUCUCCUGAAGGAUCCAGUGGCCAUUCCCUGUGGACACAGUUACUGUAUGAGCUGUAUUACAAGCUACUGGGAUCAGGAGGAUCAGAAGGGAGUCUACAGCUGCCCUCAAUGCAGACAGACCUUCACUCCAAGACCUGCUUUAAAUAAAAACACCAUGCUGACUGAAGUGGUGGAGCAACUGAAGAAGACUGAACUCCAGGCUGCUGUUGCUGCUGGACCUGAAGAUGUGGAGUGUGACGUCUGUACUGUGAGAAAAAAUAAAGCUGUCAAGUCCUGUCUGGUGUGUCUGAACUCUUACUGUCAAAAUCACCUCCAACAACAUGAGAAUCUCUUUAAAGGUAAGAGACACAAUCUGACAGAAGCCACUGGACGACUUCAGGAGAAAACCUGUCCAACACAUAAUAAAUUACUGGAAAUCUAUUGUCAUACUGACCAGCAGUGCAUUUGUUAUCUGUGCACAAUGGAUAAUCACAAAAACCACAACACUGUAGCAGCUGUAGCAGAGAUGACAAAGAAACAGAUAAUUUUGAAAGAGACACAGAGAAAUUUCAAGCAGAGAAUCCUGCAAAGAAAGAAAGAUCUCGAGGAGCUGAGAGAGGCUGUGGAGUCUCAUAAGUGCUCUGCAGAGAGUGCAGUGGAGGACAGUGAGAGGAUCUUCAUAGAGCUCAUCCGUUCUAUUGAGAGAAUCCGCUCUGAGAUGAUGCAGAUGAUCAGAGAACGGGAAAGGGCUGCAGUGAGUCGAGCUGAAGGACUCAUGUAUCGACUGGAGCAGGAGAUUGAUGAUCUGAAGAGGAGACAUGCUGAGCUUGAGCAGAUUUCACAUAUACAUGAUCACAUCCAUUUUCUCAAGAGUUUCCAGUCUCUCGCUGUAUCUCCUGAAUCUGGAGAUGAACCCAACAUCACUCUCAGCUCUCUCCUCUCUUUUGAUGAUGUGGGAAAGUCCCUCUAUCAACUGAAAGAAAAACUGGAGGAUUUCUGUCGAGAGGAGAUAGAAAAGAUAUCUGGCAGAGUAUCAUAUGUUGAAAUUAUUCCCACCAAUGAGCCCAAGAUCAGGGAGGAGUUCCUACAAUAUUACAGUAAGUUCACUCUGGAUCCAAACGCAGUGAAUGAACACCUCCGUCUGUCCGUCUGGAAUGGAGUGUUUAAUGUCCCUAACGUAGUCCAGCAGUAUCCUGAUCAUCCAGACAGAUUUGAUCAUUAUCCUCAGGUGUUGUGUAGAGAGAGUGUGUGCGGACGCUGCUACUGGGAGCUCGAGUGGAGUGGUGAUGAUGGUGUGGAUAUAUCAGUGUCGUAUAAGAGCGUCAGCAGGAAGGGAGGCAGAAACGAGUGUGUUUUUGGAUGUAAUGAUCAGUCCUGGAGUUUGGACUGCUCUGCCUUACUUUACUCAUUCUGGCACAAUAACAGCUACACUGAUCUUCCUGUACCAUCCGGUCGCUGCAGGAGAAUAGGAGUGUUUGUGGAUCACAGUGCAGGAACUCUGUCCUUCUACAGCGUCUCUGACACAAUGAGCCUCAUCCACACAGUCCAGACCACAUUCACUCAGCCGCUCUAUCCUGGGUUUGCGGUUCACGGUGGAUCAACAGUGAAACUCUGUGAUCUAACGGCAUAG